AUGCCUUCUGCUCCCCCCUCCGAGCCUGACAACUCGCACUCUGACUCUGAAAAGGAGUUGGAAAAGAAGGACAUUGAGUCAGACAUUGGAGCAUGGCUCUGUGUCUUGGCAGCCAUGUUUUUCCUCAUCUCCUCUUAUGGAUUUAUGAACUCCCUUGGAACAGUCCAGUCCCAUCUGAGCCUCAACCAAUUGAGUGACUUUUCAACCAGUGAGGUCGGAUGGAUCAACGGAGUGUAUCUGUUCCUUUCCCUCAUCUUCAACUUUCAAAUUGGUUCUGUUUUGGACCGUUACGGCCCUCAGCUUCUCAGCACCAUCGCCGCCUUCUUCUCGACCGCUACAUUCCUGCUCUUGGCUGAGUGCAAGACUUACUGGCAGUUCAUGCUCUGCCUUGGUGUCUUUGGAAGCAUUGGUACCAGCAUUGGCGCCGUCACUGCAGUUAGUGUCGUUGGCAAGCUGUUUAUCCGUCGCCGUGGCCUCGCCAUGGGUAUUGCCGUGAUGGGCACGUCCCUUGGAUCCAUCGUUUACCCAAUGACUCUCCGAGCUACCUUUGAGAGCCUUGGUUGGGCUUGGUCCAUGAGGCUCGUUGCCCUCAUCGUCGCAUGCUUCACAUCACUUGGUGUGGUUUGCUUCCUCCCAUUCCGUCGACUCACAGAGGGCCAGUCGGCCAGCAAGAAGGAGGGAGGUGUCAGCCUGGAUCUGUCCGCUUUCAAGUCCCCAAAAUUCGUCGCCACUUCCAUUGGUGUCUGCAUUGUCGAGUUUGUCGUCUACGGCAUCGGUGGUCUUCUACCUACCAUUUCUGCGGGUGCCGGCUUUUCCACUGAGGAUGGUUACAUGCUUAUUUCCAUCCUCGGCGCGUGCUCUUGUGUUGGCCGUUUCUCGACAGGUUUCAUCGGCGACAAGGUCGGACCCUUCAAUGCCAUGGUUACGACUAUGGUUAUAAUCGUCAUUCUGAUGGCAUCGCUCUUCAUUCCCUUUGCCACUUCAUCGGCCACUCUGCUGUACAUCUUUACCGCACUCUGGGGGUACUUUUCUGGAUCUUUCUACGUCCUUUCUCCAGUAUGUACUGGAAAAACUUGCGAGCCUAAAGAUUACGCACGAUACUUUGGCUCUUCUAAUAUGUGCGUCGCUGUUGCCCUGCUUCUCGCCAUCCCCUUGAGUGGAAUGAUGCUAGAGAAGCUCGGCUCCCAGCUUCUUGCCUGCUUCUACCUCGGCAUGAUCGUGCUAGCAGGUAUUUCCUUCGUCGUCGCAAGAGGCUUGCUCAUCGGCAACUUCUUUGUUCUCAAGUGCAAGAUGUGA
Fusarium vanettenii 77-13-4 is the source of this 1296-nucleotide messenger RNA. RefSeq lists its product as uncharacterized. Gene Ontology annotation, biological process: transmembrane transport. NCBI's taxonomy places the organism in Eukaryota, Fungi, Ascomycota, Sordariomycetes, Hypocreales, Nectriaceae. Gene Ontology annotation, molecular function: transmembrane transporter activity. The record is from RefSeq and is a predicted model, not a curated record. The coding region runs from base 1 to 1296 and encodes 431 amino acids. The transcript has 4 exons. Gene Ontology annotation, cellular component: fungal-type vacuole membrane.